Messenger RNA from Camellia sinensis, 659 nucleotides. The record is from RefSeq and is a predicted model, not a curated record. Lineage: Eukaryota; Viridiplantae; Streptophyta; Magnoliopsida; Ericales; Theaceae.
UUUUUGGGGGUUUGGGCGGGUAAGAGUUGUUAUUGUUGAGCUUUUAACUGGGCAAAAACCAAUCUCAUCCACUAGAUCUCAAGAAAGUAGGAGUUUAGUCACGCAUUUUAUGGAAUCAAUGGAGGAAAAUCAUCUACUUGAGAUUCUUGAUCCACGGAUUCUCAAGGAGGGUCGGAGAGAAGAGAUGAUUGCUAUUGCUCACCUUGCAAGAAGAUGGCUAAACUUGAAUGAGAAAAAGAGGCCUACAAUGAAAGAUGUAUUAGUUGAGUUGGAAGGAAUUAGAAUGUCACAAGGAGGUUCAACCAUCCACCAACACUAUGAACAAGUUGAAUACAAUACAACUGAUUUGACUGAGGCUUGGGAUGUUGCUUCAACCUCAACAGGGACAUUCUUAGAUAGUGGGAGUGGCACAGCUUUAUCGUUUGAUAUCCAACCACUAUUGCAUACCAAGUAGUGAAGUCUAAACUAGACAUACAAUGCUUGUCUAUGCUAGAUAUUUACCAUAAUGCUUUGUUAGUCAAAUGUUAAUUAUGUACUAGUAUGUAAUGUUACAAACUUGUACUAAUAACUUAUGCCUUGGAUUGGCAAUAAUAGUAGUUUUCUAUACCAUAAUUCAUAUUGAUAAAUUCAUUCACCUAGAACAAACUAGAUUCAUUUCA